Physella acuta is the source of this 1731-nucleotide messenger RNA. Its product is annotated as angiopoietin-4-like. NCBI's taxonomy places the organism in Eukaryota, Metazoa, Mollusca, Gastropoda, Physidae. The record is from RefSeq and is a predicted model, not a curated record.
UCUUAGUUACCACUUAACACGGGGAGUUGCCUUUUUUUACAUUUGCAAUGAUUGUCUGUUUUUUAUUCAUGCUCUGGCUAAACGACUUCUGUCUCGUUGAUGGUCUAAGCAUUGAUAUUCAGAGAGAAUAUUUUUACCAUGGGAAAAGUUUAUUUUGUGCACAACUCCAGUGUACAGAAAACAUAACAGAAGACACUCAGAUGUCAGCUCUUGUCAACAUGUCACUCUAUAGGAUCAGUGAACCUGAAGGGAAGAUAUUGUUGGCGUCUAUUUCAGGAUCUGAUUCAAAGGUUCGAGAUCAUACAACAGCAGAAACUUACGUUGAUGGUAAAAUAUCAAAAUAUUACGGAGAACUGGUCUUGUUUCUACCUAAAGAAUCGGACUGUCUUAAACAUGUUUAUGAAUGUGAAGUAUACUUUAACACUUCGAAUGGAUUUGUUUCUAGCAAAGUAAAGAGGACAACUGAUGUAAAUCACAAAAAGCGUGAUUCAAUAUUAAUUAUGAACUUAAAGGCCAAGACAACAGAUUAUGUGAAGACUGUAGAUAGGGUAACCAAUUUUCUGAAAUUGUUUGAAGAUUCAGGUGAAGAGAAUAGCGAGGAGCUGUCUCUGUCUUUACAUAGAUCGCAUGCAGAUAGCUUCCAGUAUAUCAACGACAAAACAGAUUUGCCUCGAUCAACAGAACUCAGCAACUCGAGUCACGUCAUGAGUUAUAACAUUCUCAACAUGUUGCAUAACAGGAUCAACAAUCUCACUGUUGAUUACAACCAAGCACUAACAAGCAUGGAAAAUAAACUGAGUCUAAAAAUAGAUGCAAACGAGGCUGCUCAAAAUGGAACACAGAGAUUUCUCCAGGAUUCUGUUAAUGCUUUAAAUAAAUCUAUUCAGUCUAUUGAGUCUAAGGAGCAAAAACAAACAGAAGAGUUUCAUGAAGCGCUGAAACAACUAGAAGAUAAAAUCAGAGAAAUGACCAAAGAAGAAUUCAAUAAAACCUUGCAAUUGAUUGGAAACUUAAACAGAUCUGUAGAGGAGUUAAAAAGUGAACAACCUUUCCUCAUUCACGAGUCACAGUGUCGAAAGACGAACGACAGAUCUAUAUUAACUCUGCCGGAUCAGGUGAAACUAAAACUCAUUGACAGCACAGUAGCCUUGUGUGACGUCACAACAGACGGAGGAGGAUGGAUAGUCAUACAGCGACGUGUUAAAGGCGAUGUGAAUUUUACACGAAACUGGAGCGACUACAAAAAUGGUUUCGGGACAUUAGAUGGAGAUUUCUGGCUGGGAAAUGACCUGAUCUCAAACCUAACAUUGAGGGGCUGGAGGGAGCUUAGGUUUGACAUGACUCACAAGGGUAAAUCUUACUACGCUGUUUACAGUAACUUCACUGUGGGAAAUGAAGCAGCUUUGUAUAGAGUAAGCUUCAACAACAAGGGAGGUAACAUUAAGGAUGAAUUCACUUAUCACAACAACAUGGCUUUCACAACUGUGGACAGGGACAACGACCUCAGGGCAGAUAACUGUGCUGUAGAAUACAAGGGCGGCUGGUGGUACAAUAGCUGUCAUUGUGUGAACAUGAAUGGAGUGUGGGCAAGUCAAAAGAGCAGUCAAGGAAUCAUCUGGGGAACUGUAACAUCUUACACUGAUUCUCUGGAAUUUGUCGAGAUGAAACUACGAAAGCAGUGAUCAUCCUACUCAGCACGGUGUAUUUCACCAAGAAACGAAAAUUAUUAAA